This is a messenger RNA of Podarcis raffonei (Aeolian wall lizard), 3598 nucleotides long. RefSeq names its product secreted frizzled related protein 1 (gene SFRP1). NCBI's taxonomy places the organism in Eukaryota, Metazoa, Chordata, Lepidosauria, Squamata, Lacertidae. The transcript is spliced from 3 exons. Gene Ontology annotation, molecular function: Wnt-protein binding. Gene Ontology annotation, biological process: non-canonical Wnt signaling pathway; canonical Wnt signaling pathway; negative regulation of canonical Wnt signaling pathway. The record is from RefSeq and is a predicted model, not a curated record. The coding region runs from base 160 to 1251 and encodes 363 amino acids.
GCUAAGCAACUCUCGGCAAGAAAGUGCUCUUCGGUGGUUCCCUCGGGUCCCGCUGCUGACGGAGAUCGGGAAGGGGAUCCGCGCAGCAGAGAAGCGUCCCGACCCCGUGGAGCAAGCGGGGGAAGAGCUGCGCAGCAGCCGCAGCCGGGGCAGGAGCUGAUGGGGGUCUCGCCCGGGGGAGGGAGUCGCGACCACCUUCGGGCUCCGCCCGUCCUUAUUUGCCAACCUCCAGAGCUCGGGGCAAAGAGCAGGCGGCUGAUGCCCAGCCGUUCGCAAGGCGCGGGCUUCCUUGCCAGAAUGGGCGCAGGCUGGUGCUCCAGAGGCCCCUCGCGGAAGGGGCCCCGGGUGCUGAUCCUGGUGGCCUUUGGGCUUCUUCUCCUGCCCGGCCUGGCCAAGGGCAACGAGUAUGACUACGUCAGCUUCCAGUCCGACAUCAGUGCCUACCAGAGCGGCCGCUUCUACACCAAGCCCCCUCAGUGCGUGGCCAUCCCGGCUGACCUCCGCCUGUGCCACAGCGUGGGCUACGACAAGAUGGUCUUGCCCAACCUCCUGGACCACGAGACCAUGGCGGAGGUGAAGCAGCAAGCCAGCAGCUGGGUGCCUCUGCUCAACAAGAACUGCCACAUGGGCACCCAGGUCUUCCUCUGCUCCCUCUUUGCCCCGGUCUGCCUGGACAGGCCCAUUUACCCCUGCCGCUGGCUCUGCGAGGCCGUCCGCGACUCCUGUGAGCCCGUCAUGCAGUUCUUUGGCUUCUACUGGCCCGAGAUGCUCAAGUGUGACCAGUUCCCGCAGGAUGACGUGUGCAUUGCUAUGACCGCCCCAAAUGCCACGGAGGCGUCCAAACCUCAAGGCACUGCAGUAUGUCCUCCUUGCGACAAUGAGAUGAAGUCAGACGCCAUCCUGGAGCACCUGUGUGCGAGUGAAUUUGCUUUAAAGAUGAAAAUAAAAGAGGUAAAAAAAGAAAAUGGAGACAAGAAGAUCAUCCCCAAGAAGAAGAAGCCCUUGAAAUUGGGCACCAUCAAGAAGAAAGAUCUCAAGAAGCUGGUGCUCUAUUUGAAGAACGGGGCAGACUGUCCUUGCCACCAACUGGACAACCUCAGUCACCAGUUUCUCAUCAUGGGGCGAAAAGUGAAGACCCAGUACCUUCUGACGGCCAUCCACAAGUGGGAUAAGAAAAACAAAGAGUUCAAAAAGUUCAUGAAGAAAAUGAAAAGUCCCGAGUGUCCCACAUUUCACUCCGUCUUCAAAUGAUCAGAUGGUGCCAGGAUUGGAACAUUUCUUCUCUUCUCUUUGUUUUGUUUUGUUGCUGGCCCUGAACUUGCACAGACUUUCUUUUGGACUUGGUGGCUCAUACAUUUUGGCUCCUUCUGCCCUGGUGGACACUGAACUUUGAUCCCUUGUCGUUUCUUUCUGUUUGUUCCUUUAGAGCAGGGGUGGGCAACCUCAGGCCCAGGUCCAAAUGCAGCCCUCCAAGCCUCUCUAUCUGUCAUUGGGGACACAUCUCCUCAGCCACGCACCCCUGCCCAGGCUAUCCUCCUGGGUAUGUUCAGCCUGGAAACGAGGAGACUGAGGGGAUAUGAGAGCCGUCUUCAAAUAUCUCAAGGGCUGUCACAUGGAAGAGGGAGCUCUGGAGGGUAGGGCUCAAACCAGUGGAUUCGAGUUACAAGAAAGGAGAUUCUGACUAAACAGGAAUAACUUUCUGACAGUAAGAGCUGUUCAACAGGGGAACAGACUCCCAUGAGAGGUGGUGGAUGGGGGCAGAUUUGGGUAAUCUUUGAGCCAGGCUAAAAUUUGGCACCCCAAAUGAAUCUUCUCAGUGAUGGAUCUUCUCAAUGUUGUGCCCCCUUAGCUCAGUGCCCUGUGCUGGACACUGCCCUAAAUCUGGUGUUGCGUGGACUCUCCUUCUUUGGAAAUUUUUAAGCAGAGGUUGGAUGGCCAUCUGUCACGCAUGAUCUAGCUGAGCUUUCUGCAAUGCAGGAGGUUGGAGUCGAUGACCCUCUCGAUUCCUUCCAACUUUAUAUAUAAUUCUAUGAUUCUAUAAGCCCCUGACUGAGGUGAUUUUGAAAGGAAGCACUUUCAGCAGAGCUGUGCUGGCUGCUCUCCAGUUUUCAGGGAGAAAUCUUCAAUGUCACUGGGGUGUAAGUUUUCAUUAAAAAAGUAAGAUUUCUGAAUAACCUCCUUUUUCUGAUUCUGUCAUUUCUCCUGGCUAUUUCUUCAGUGACCAUCCAUGUGGAUGAUCCCACCCAGUAAGGAAUCCUGUGGUGAAUGGGAUAGUGUCAUAGCAAGAGGUGGCCAGUUAGAUUUUGCUGUGUGAUGAUGCCACUGUAGGUAACUGAGGGCAGUAUAAUGGAAUAUAUAACUGAAAUACAUCUCUUUCUUUCUUUCUUUCUUUCUUUCUUUCUUUCUUUCUUUCUUUCCUUUUGGCAAGGCAAAAACAUCGACAAAAACUGUGAGGUAUUUCAACUCAGCUUUAGUCUGUAAAAAAACAAAAACUCAGCUUUAGUCUGAGUGUCUGCAGGUGCAACAGGAAGUAAUGAGGACCCUAAGACCACCCACAUAUGUCAUGCUUACUUGAUGUGUUUUAAAUCAUUUCAUUGGAUCAUAGAGUUGGAAGUGAACUUAGAAGACUACCUAGUUCAGUCCCUCCCUGAAAGGCCGUCCAGCCUCUGCUUAAGAAACCCCUCACAAAGGGGUGUCCACCCCCUUCCAAGUCUGUUCCACAGCUUGUAACAUCAGGAAGUCCUUCCUAACGAGGGGUCUGAUUGUGUUUUGUUUUGGAAAGUGUGGAUAUGAUAGAUUCAUCUUUAAAUGGGAACUGAAUUGAAUUUCUCCCCUAAUCAUAGUUCAGUGUCCCCUGCCGGAGGACCCUCAUUAGUUCACAUUAGAUUGGUAGAAAUCUCUCCCCUUUGGCUCAUCAAUUCAGUUUUGAAAGAAGGAAGCUCAGAAGAGCUUCUUUCUUCUGACAAAAUUUCCACAUAGGUGGUUGUUGAAAGAUGGAGUUCAAUGCCCCAUCUGGCUCCUCUUCUGCUUCCACAGCUCGGCUAGUAUUUCAGCCCACAUAUCAUCACAUGAACCAGCAGAAGGUUGUGUGCAACCCUCACACUUUCCUGUGGAAUAAAUGGAAGCACUUGGGUUCCAGUUGCCUCCUCAAGGCAGACGAAGGGAGGGGAGAACCAUGGUCAAAACAGUUCGAGAACCCCUGGGUUCCACUCCAUUUGUCCUGUGUGUUGCCAAGGCACAGGAUUAAGCAGAUAAAGAGUUAAUUGUUAAAUUGGCAGAAUGGGGGUAGAGUAAGUUUAAUAAUGCCAUAGUUCAGAAAUGACUGGUGUCUGUAUUUUGGGGGGGGGCAUUCUUUAAAUCAGCCUUCCCCCAACCAUUUGUUUUACACUACAGCUCCCCUAAUUUCUGACCAUUGGAUUUGCCACCUAGGUUGGGGAGGCUGCUGUACACAAUGGUCUGAGGGCUCGGAGAAAGAAGUGCAUUUUGCUGCAGAAACAGAUCCUUCUGGAAUGUUCAUAGAAUUGUAGGGUUGGAAGGGACGAACCCCCUCCAGUGUGGGAAUCUUUUCCAACAUUGCCCAAUGUGGGGCUUGAACCCC